Molecule: messenger RNA, 1026 nt
Organism: Pollicipes pollicipes
Lineage: Eukaryota; Metazoa; Arthropoda; Thecostraca; Pollicipedomorpha; Pollicipedidae
Product: protein monoglycylase TTLL8
Exons: 7
Coding region: 1-1026 (341 amino acids)
Biological process (GO): cilium movement; protein polyglycylation; cilium assembly
Cellular component (GO): microtubule cytoskeleton; axoneme
Molecular function (GO): protein-glycine ligase activity, initiating
Source: RefSeq, a predicted model, not a curated record
AUGGGUACUGCGCUGCGAGAUCUGGCUGUUGCGCUGGGGACGGGCGACGAUCUGCACGUGUUCUACAACCGGAUCCAGCAGAUGCUGAAGGACCUGGAGCGGUACCGGCCGCAGACGCGGCUGGACGGCUGCCUCAACGUCUGGAUCGUGAAGCCGGGCUCGGCGUCGCGCGGCCGCGGCAUCGUGCUGCUCCGCCAGCUGGAGGACAUCCUGGCGCUGGUCGACUCGGCCACGCAGCGCGAGGGCAAAUACGUGGUGCAGAAGUACAUCGAGCGGCCCAUGCUCAUCUACAACACCAAGUUCGACAUCCGGCAGUGGUUCCUCGUUACCGACUGGAACCCGCUCACCGUGUGGAUGUACAAACAGAGCUACCUGCGCUUCUGCUCGCAGCAGUUCACGCUGGGCGACCUGAAGGAGGCCGUCCACCUCUGCAACAACGCCAUCCAGGCGCGUUACCGCAACGGCGAGCGGCACGCGGCGUUGCCCACCGAGAACAUGUGGGACGCCAGCACCUUCCAGCAGUUCCUCAAGAGCCGAGAGGCCGGACACGCCUGGGACCAGAUCAUCUACCCGACCAUGAAGAGCGCCAUCAUCUCGCUGUGCCUGGCCUCGCAGACCGACCUGGAGCCGAGGAAGGGCUGCUUCGAGCUGUUCGGUGCCGACUUCCUGCUCACUGAGGACUUCCAUCCGUGGCUGAUUGAGGUCAACUCGUCGCCGGCGAUGGGUGCCAGCACCAGCGUGACGGCCUGGCUCUGCGCCAUGUGUCUGGAAGACGUCAUCAGAGUGAUCGUGGACCGGCGCAAGGACGCGCACGCGGACGUGGGCGAGUUCGAGUGUAUCCUGCAGCAGCCGGCCGUGGCGUCGCCCCGCUAUCUGGGUAUCGACCUCGCGCUGCACGGCCACCGACUGAAGCCGCCGGCGGGCCGGCUGUACGCGGACGGCCGCCGCAAGAGUCGGUCGACUUCGCUGCCGCCGGCCACCGCGCUGAAGAUACCCAAGAUCAAGGUCUCCUGCGUCAGGGACUGA